AUGGACAUCGCCAACCAGACCUUCUAUCAGGAACGACUCAAUAAUCCGAAAAACAAGAAUGCGCUUUUCGCCGCAAUGAAGGCCCAGGGAAGACAGUGCAACGCCGCCAGCGUCCUCACCAGCAAGACGACCCGAGGCAACAUCGGCCAUUUCCUCGUCUGCCCCAACCGCGCAUGCGUAGCGAUUACGAGCGCGCGAUAUGGUUUGAUUGUCAUCGGAUUCGCCGAUGCUGAU
Messenger RNA from Mesorhabditis spiculigera, 234 nucleotides. The record is from the annotation of a GenBank genome assembly. NCBI's taxonomy places the organism in Eukaryota, Metazoa, Nematoda, Chromadorea, Rhabditida, Rhabditidae.